AUGCUUCUCCGCAUCUUCGCCUUGUUGUGCCUCGUCGCUGGCGUCAGCACAGUCACUGUGACCGCUUGUGAGACGUUCUGCUCGUACGUCAACGGCGGACCAUCGAACAACUACUGUUCUCCAUUCAAGAGCUUCGCCGCCGAGACGAACAGAACGUGCUUCAACAAGUGCGUCAUGAAUUGCCUCACUCUCGGCGGAACGUGCAGAACCGAUCCGAUCUACAAGUGCUGUUUGAAGACGACUCCAAAGAAGAACGGAAACAACGAAUUCCAGAAGAGCGGAUGCAAUCGACUCUACGAUUUCAUUUUGGACUAA
Messenger RNA from Caenorhabditis bovis, 315 nucleotides. The record is from the annotation of a GenBank genome assembly. NCBI's taxonomy places the organism in Eukaryota, Metazoa, Nematoda, Chromadorea, Rhabditida, Rhabditidae.